This is a messenger RNA of Sinocyclocheilus anshuiensis, 1676 nucleotides long. Its product is annotated as sodium- and chloride-dependent GABA transporter 2-like. Gene Ontology annotation, molecular function: gamma-aminobutyric acid:sodium:chloride symporter activity. The coding region runs from base 1 to 1425 and encodes 474 amino acids. Lineage: Eukaryota; Metazoa; Chordata; Actinopteri; Cypriniformes; Cyprinidae. The transcript has 13 exons. The record is from RefSeq and is a predicted model, not a curated record. Gene Ontology annotation, biological process: nitrogen compound transport; amino acid transport; sodium ion transmembrane transport. Gene Ontology annotation, cellular component: plasma membrane; cell projection.
AUGUCAGAUUUGAAGAAAGAUCUGCAGGAUCGCGGUCAGUGGGCUAGUAAAGCUGAGUUUCUGCUUGCUGUUGCUGCACAGAUUAUUGGUCUGGGUAACGUGUGGCGAUUCCCAUAUCUGUGUUACAAGAAUGGAGGAGGUGUGUUCUUCGUGCCAUACAUGUUAUUCCUGGUAGUGUGUGGCGUUCCUCUCUUCCUGUUGGAGACGGCUCUGGGUCAGUUCACCAGUUUGGGAGGAGUCGGCGCCUGGAUGAAAAUCUGCCCUCUGUUUGCAGGUCUGGGUUUCGCCAGUCAGAUGAUGAUCUUACACAGUUGUGUGUAUUAUAUUGUUAUUCUGGCCUGGGCAUUUUUCUACCUGUGCAGCAGCUUCCAGACGCAGCUUCCCUGGUCACACUGCAACAACACCUGGAACACAGACUCCUGCAGGGGGUUUGAUCGACACAACAUGAGCGAUCUCUCUGAAAACGCCACGUCUCCAGUCAUUGAGUUUUGGGAACGUGAGGUGUUGGACCUGUCUGCUAGUGUGGAUCGUCUGGACUCAGUAAACUGGCGUCUGGCCCUGUGUCUGCUGCUGGUGUGGACAGUCUGCUAUUUCUGUGUCUGGAAAGGAGUCAAAUCCAUCGGCAAGGUUGUGUAUGUCACAGCCACCUUCCCGUAUUUGAUGCUGCUGGUGUUGUUGGUUCGUGGGGUUUCUCUACCUGGUGCUGUGGACGGGAUUGUUUAUUACCUGAAACCCAAUCACACACGGCUGAUGGACCCACAGGUAUGGAUGGAUGCUGGGACUCAGAUCUUUUUCUCAUAUGGCAUUUGUCUGGGAAGUCUUACGGCUCUCGGCAGCUACAACAAAUUCAACAACGACUGUUACAAGGACUGUUUCAGACUGUGUCUCCUCAACAGCAGCACCAGUGUCAUUGCAGGAUUUGCCAUUUUCUCCGUGCUUGGCUUCAUGGCACAGGAGAAGGGUGUGGAUAUCGCAGAUGUGGUGCAGUCAGGUCCUGGUCUAGCGUUCAUAGCGUAUCCACGGGCCGUGUCCAUGAUGCCUCUGCCGCAGCUGUGGGCCGUGUGUAUUUUCCUCAUGAUACUCAUGUUGGGUUUGGACACUCAGUUCGUCAGUCUGGAGGCAUUGAUAAUGUCCGUGUCAGAUCUGUAUCCCACGCUCAUCCGCAGAUGUCACGGGCGUGAGAUUCUGCUCCUGCUCGUGUGUUUGGUCUGUUUCCUGAUCGGACUACUGAUGGUGACACCGGGAGGCCUGUAUGUGUUUCAGAUCUAUGAUAAUUUCUCCUGCAGUGGAGCCAGUCUGCUGCUGCUGUCGGUCUGCCAGUCUGUGGCCAUCGGAUGGAUCUACAGUGCAGAUCGCUUCAGUAACAAUAUUAAGGCCAUGAUCGGUUACCAGCCGCUCUGCAUCUUCAGGCUGUGCUGGCGUUAACUGACUCCCGCCAUGUGCAUUGUGGGUCACUCGAUCUGGACACUGAUAGCAGAUGCUGAUUGAUCGUCAGCAUCCUCUGAGAACAUCUCUGUGUGUGUUCAGGGCACAUUCGGGUUCUCGCUCAUGUUCUGGUCUCCGCUGACCCUCGCCAACGGUGUGACGGCCCCUGUAUGGGCCACGGUGAUGGGCUGGACGCUGACGCUGUCCUCUGUGUCUCUUCUGCCUCUCUGGGCCAUCUACAGCCUCAUGAA